AUGGCCACUGAUCCCUCUCUCCAAGACCCCCUCCUUUCGCUGCGUCGCGCCAUCGCGGCCGGGACCCUUCCCACGCCGACAACCUCCAGCGACCUCUCGGAUCAGAAUGCCACCGACGACCUAGCGAAAGCCACCCAUCUGUACUUCCAAAACCCCCUUCCUCAGAAUAUCUCCCUCAACACACCUACCCGCUUCGUCUCCAGCUCCUCCGACUCCGCUGUCGACCUCCGCAGCAUCUUCUUCGCGUGGCAGAAGAAAGAUGUUGCGAUUCCUGAGUACAUCGCCUCUGCACAGGAACUCAACGAGUCACUAAAGCAAAAGGAGCGCCGGGAAGGCGAUGAGGAGGAGAAAGUUCAGAACCUGGUCUUCGUUGAGCGCCUGGAUCUCCUCACCUGGUUGGAGGGCGCGUCUGAUGAGAGUGAGUACAUCAAGCCGUUGGAGGGUGCCGCGGCGGCUGCAGCGGCGGCUUCUGCAGCUGCCCAGGCACAGGCUUCGGCGAACAUCGCCUCGGGUGCUGCAGGAGGUGUUUCUGCGGUGCCCAGUGGUGCACCCGGGGGUCCUGCGCAGACUCAGCAGGGCAAGGCGGCCAAGGUCAUUGAUCCCAGGCUGCAGGAGAUUUACAACGGAGAGCGUAAGAUGGGAGAUCGGAAUAGCGUUCUACGGGGUAUCAAACCAACGGACUUCUCUCACGUCCGCAAAACCGCCGAAUCCAUCCUGGGACGCAACCGCUCACGGCCAGGCCAAUACCCUGCAGGCGUAAAAGCCGGCAGCAAGCCACAGUCGAUGGUGGUUCCCUCACCAUCCGCUGGUCUCUCCCAGUCGCGCAAGGGAAGCUCCAAGACGCAAGACCCGAUCAUCCUCCUCUCGCCCUCGGCCUCGUCCCUCAUCCGCAUGUCCAACGUGCGCUCCUUCCUACAAGACGGCGUUUUCAUUCCCCCCGAUCACAGCAGCCUCUCCAUGUCGAAUUCCAACAUCCUCUACAUCUCCCGCCCGCUACGCAUGAAUUCGGACCCGUCCGGCUCCUCUCUGCGGCCGGGCGGAGGCAACUCCUCGCAGAUUACAUCCCGAAAACCCACCCGCUUCAUCCUGGUCGAUAGCACGGCCAACUUCCGUCCGGAUUACUGGCAGCGUCUGGUCGCGGUGUUCACGACGGGCCAGACCUGGCAGUUCAAGUCAUACAAGUGGUCGUCCCCGCCGGAGCUCUUCAAACACGCCACCGGCGUCCACGUCGGUUGGCGUGGCGAUGAUGUGCCCCGGGAAGUGCGUAGCUGGGGUCGUGGCGUGCAGAGCUUCGGAGUCGAACGUUGGGAUGAGAAGGGUGGUGCCCAUGGCGCAGGUCGGUGGCGUGAUCGGGAAGUCGUCGAGGGGAUCUGGACGGCCAUUGAAGAGGGGAUGAGACAGCGAGGCUGGGGGACCAAGUAG
Messenger RNA from Aspergillus sclerotioniger CBS 115572, 1422 nucleotides. RefSeq names its product CDC73 C-terminal domain-containing protein. Lineage: Eukaryota; Fungi; Ascomycota; Eurotiomycetes; Eurotiales; Aspergillaceae. The record is from RefSeq and is a predicted model, not a curated record. Bases 1 to 1422 code for a protein of 473 amino acids. Gene Ontology annotation, biological process: transcription elongation by RNA polymerase II; positive regulation of transcription elongation by RNA polymerase II. The transcript is spliced from 2 exons. Gene Ontology annotation, cellular component: Cdc73/Paf1 complex. Gene Ontology annotation, molecular function: RNA polymerase II complex binding.